AUGGAGGAUACCAAAACACAGAGAGAAACAUAUAUGCAGCCUGAAAGUUCACAAAGUUCUUUACAUCAGGCAGUUGAAGCAUCAGAACAAAAGGAAAGAGUGCAAGCCGAAAGAACCAGGAUGUCUGCAGAAGAUCAGAGACAGGAAAGGCUUCCAAAGGAAAGAGCUAGGUCUGCUACUCACAGAGAAACUGAGGUUCUUGAGCAAAGACAGAAAAGACUUCAGGCUGCUAGAGCUAAGAGGACUGCUAUCAGGAUAUUUGAGCUAACAGAGCUGGGUCUGCUGCUAGACUCAUGUGGAAAGAGACAAAAACUAGAAACUAAUACAGCUAAGUCUGCUGUAAGCAGGGUAGGAGGGACUCCUGAGCAAAGAGAUGAAAGACCAGAAGCUAACAGAAACCAGAAUGCUGCUCACAGAUCAACUGAAACUCCUGAACAAAGGCAAGAAAGGUAG
This is a messenger RNA of Acanthosepion pharaonis, 453 nucleotides long. Lineage: Eukaryota; Metazoa; Mollusca; Cephalopoda; Sepiida; Sepiidae. The record is from the annotation of a GenBank genome assembly.